GGAGUGCCCGCAGCCCGCCCCGCCCCUCGCGCCUCGGCUCCGCCUCGCCUCGCCAUGGUGGAGCAGGGAGACGCGGCGCCGCUACUGCGCUGGGCCGAGGGCCCCGCGGUCUCUGUGCCGCAGGACCCCGCGCUGCAGGCGGGAGGAUGGGCUCGGGGCGGCGGUGGGAGCGGCCGAGCGGCCGCGGAAGCGCCCCGAAGGCGGGAACCCGACGAGCCAGCACCCCCCGAAGUGCUGCUGCAGCCCGGGCGUCUGGAGCUGGGCGACGUGGAGGAGGACCAGGUGGUGGCUGUGUUCGUGGUCACCUUCGAUCCCCGCUCGGGAAACAUGGUAGAAUGGUGCUUACCACAAGACAUUGACCUUGAAGGUGUCGAGUUCAAGUCUAUGGCCAGUGGGUCCCAUAAAGUUCAGUCUGAUUUCAUCUAUUUUCGAAAGGGGCCCUUCUUUGGCCUGGCCUGCUUUGCCAACAUGCCCGUGGAGAGCGAGCUGGAGCGUGGUGCACGGAUGAAGUCUGUGGGUAUCCUCUCUCCAUCCUACACCCUGCUGUACCGCUAUAUGCACUUCCUGGAGAACCAGGUUCGACACCAGCUGGAGAUGCCGGGACACUACUCUCAUCUGGCCGCAUUCUAUGAAGACAAGAAAGGGGUGCUCCACGCCGGCCCCGGAAGGGGCGGCAGCCUGCCACCCGUCUACUGGCUGCCUUCCAUCCACCGCUACAUGUACCCCGAGAUGAAGAUCACACACCCGGCUGGCUGCAUGUCUCAGUUUAUUAAGUUCUUUGGAGAACAGAUCCUCAUUCUUUGGAAGUUUGCCUUACUCCGAAAGCGCAUUCUGAUAUUUUCUCCCCCACCCGUGGGCGUCGUGUGCUACAGAGUGUACUGCUGCUGUUGUCUGGCCAAUGUCUCACUGCCUGGCAUUGGAGGCACCAUCCCUGAGUCGAAGCCUUUCUUCUAUGUGAAUGUGGCUGACAUUGAGAGCCUGGAAGUAGAGGUGUCCUAUGUAGCCUGCACCACAGAGAAGAUAUUUGAGGAAAAGAGGGAGCUGUACGACGUCUAUGUGGAUAACCAGAAUGUAAAGACACACCACGACCACCUGCAGCCCCUGCUGAAGAUCAACAGCGCCGACAGGGAGAAGUAUCGUCGGCUCAAUGAGCAGAGGCAGAUGCUGCUGUACUCCCAGGAAGUUGAAGGAGACUACAACCCUUGUGAAGAAGACCUCUUUGUGCUGUUUUUCCUAGAGCAAAACAAUCGGAUUUUUCAGACUCUGUUGGAGGUGUCCGCCAGUCAAGACAAAACUCUAACAGCAGAGCAUGCCCGAGGCAUGGGACUAGACCCCCAGGGAGACAGAAGCUUUCUGAUGGACCUGCUGGAGGCCUAUGGCAUCGAUGUCAUGCUGGUCAUUGAUAACCCCUGUUGUCCAUAGGAGGAGGACCAGGACUUGGUGGUGAGCCGCUCAUGUGGGGUGACAGGAGCCUGGCGUGCACCCCAGGCCCUCGGCAGCUUCAGUUUAAGUUAACACAAAGGACUGUUUAGACUCUCCAACCCAUGUAAUGUGUGCCAUUUCCUUUCUCCCCUCCGCCCUGGGGCUGAGGUGAGGCCAUCGGGUUUUGUAACCUUUGGUUGGACAUUGGAAUCUACUGUCUUCCGCUGCUCCUGGUUUGGGUUUAGUCUUAGGAGUUCCGUCAGUCAGAGGGAGAAUAUGAUACCCAUGAGUCCUAGUGUGGCCUUAGAUGUGCAUCUGCCUAAAACCAGAAACUAAUCAGAUGACCUUUUAGGGUCACCAAGUUCUAGGGGUCGGGUUGUGAUGACCUACUUGUCACAGGACAAGUCUGCGUCUUCUGGGUUGAUGGGAGUGGUGACCACAGAGAAGGGAAGCAGUGUGUCUGACAGAAUGUCAGGGAAAGGUGGAAAAAUGGGAUGAAUCUUUGAAACCCUUUCUAAAGUAAGGUCAUGGUAGCUACACAGCAUAACACACCCCUAGCCCCUCCUGCAUCUGAAUCCCCUCCGGAUGGCUUGGUGAAUUCUGAAGGUUGGAGCUGGCCCCGGAGCUUAUAUAAGCAAGUUCAUUUGACAUUUGAGUCUCUUUUGAGGGCUGACUAUCUUCUUGGUGUAACAGGUUCAACAGGUAAGGGAAGACAUCUCAAGGUUCUCUGAGAGCUCUCUGGAGGGAUUGUUUGCUGUCCUGAAGCAGAUAUUUCUAGUGAAUUCAGAAAUGUAGCCAGGGUCUGAGCUGGUUGACUCAGUUUGGGAUGUGGUGGGAACAGGUCUCUUAACUGGUUUAAAACUUCCACAUACUUAUCUUUAGCAGAGAAAACAUUCCUUAGCCUAAGUAGCUGGGUCCACAGAUCCAACAGAUUUGACAGGGAAAAUAAAAAGUGCCUCCCCUGCCAGAAGAAUAGCUGGAAAUCGCAGAUGAACAACCAGGCUCGCUUUCUUUGGCCUGGGAUAGAACUUGCAGUCAACUUGUUCUUUGGGGCCAGGUCACUCGCGACUGCCAGGUUCCUAGAUGAGACACACUGGAUGAGAGGCAGGUGUUAACCAUACUCAGAAAGCCAGUUCCAAUGCUAGUCUCCUUAAAGAUUUUGACCGAGUUUGCGUUUUCAGUAAUGAUUUCUUCUCCUGUGCUCCUACUGCCUGCCUCUGUUACAUGUGAACAGCUAGCUAGCCAUCCAACAUCCAUGUCUGUAGCCAAAGAGCAGUUGGGCUGAUGUCUGCAGCAGACAGAACUUCAGAUCGCGGGGCUGGGCCUCUUAUCUCAAGUCUAGGUUCUCGCUUAACUCAAGUAUUUUUGCUGUAGUUCCCUGAUUAAAAAUCCAAGAAGGAAGAGAUUUGGGUGUGUGGAGAUGCAAAUACACACUGAUGAGUCAGGGUAACAUCUUUUCUGUAAAUAUAUAAAUAAGUUUAUGCAUUGACAUAAACUGUUCAGCUAAUAGGUCUCUCUCUGCAACGUGGGUUUAGCCGUCAUCCCAGUAACGUUUACAAAAAACAGCUGUGCGCAGUGGCUCAAUUUUCACCUAUUCCUUCCUGUGGCUGACUUCUCCUCGUGCCCCAGGGCCAACUGAACAGGGACCAUCAGAUGCUGAUGAAACAACACUUCCAGUAAUCUCUGAGAGCCUCCAAGUUGGACAUAGAUAUCCAGCUAGAGAUAGGAAGAGCCUUUUCUGAGAACCUCCCCAGAGCCUGCUGCUUGCCACCACUGUUCCUGUGCUGAUGCAAGCUGAUCUAAAGAUAGCAAGGGGGAGAAAGGCUGUGCUUUGUGAAGUUGGGCCCUGUGGACCCUUUCUAACUAAGCCCCUGAUUUCCUGGUCUCUUUGUACCCCGCCCACCCUUGCAGAGGACAGUGUAUAGGUGGCCCAGAGGGAUACAACCCCCAGAUGAUGCCAUGUCUUAGGUCAUAGGUUCUGGGCUCUGCUGACCCCAGAGCAGGACUUCUUGUUCAACAUCUCUUUCGAUCCUUUCCUACUCUGCCAGCUUCCUCCUGCAGCCAGAACCUGGCACAGACCUCUGUGUGGUCCAACAGAUGUAUGUUAGCACCUCUGCAGCCUUUGCCUCCAUUAUCAGCUUCAGAGUAUGCCUUAGAAGUGAAUUCCUGUCUGUGUCCCCGUGAGGUCUCACUUCAUCAGACUGAUCCCCCCAGUGGCGGUGAGCGAUGCAGGCCUGCCUCAUGUGCUGCAGGUUCCCCAUACAGCAAAGACAUUUGGGUAGACGGAUACAGGACCCCUCUACCAUGAUGGCACAGAACCUCGCAGCCACAGGAUUUUUUUUUUUUUGCCACUUUUUGAAAUACUUUCUAAAAACCCAUCUUGUUUUAUUAGGAAGAAAGAAGUGAGUUCAUACCCUUCACAACUUUCUAGGUCUGAUGGUCAGCAGAGUCAGGCAUUUUUUUUUUUCUUUUAAAUUACCACUGGCCUCUAGGAAACAGGGUUAAAAAUCAGAUGUGGGUCCUGCCACUCUCCUGGUGGCCCCCACCAGAUCCCUGCCUAAGCUAACAGAGCCCUUCUGGGGAGCACUAAACCCCAUCUGUACCAUGCUAUGAACCAUGUGCCAACCCAAAACACUUCCUGAGUUGCUGGCUACUCAGUCAUUCUUAAGUUAGAAGAAAUUCCAAGUGGCCACAAUCCUCAGAGGGAUUGGGGUUUUAGAGUUGUGGACAUCCAUAUUAAGUAUAACAAAGGCCUCUUAAAGUGGAUGUUGUCAAUUUCAUUAGCAGAUGGUAGGAAAUAGUUGGCUAGCUGGUGCCUGGCUCAAGACUCUUUCUCCAAAAGGAAUAAAAAAUAGCAGAGCUUAUCUCCCCAGAGUCUUCAGAGGAAGGCCAGGUCAUUGCUUGGUAUUAGCUUGGGCUUUAAACAUGGAGCCUUCCCUAUGCUGGGCGCAGAUCCAGGCCAGUGUUGGUGUCCUACCUGGGGCCCAUAUGGUCCCGCGAGUUAGGAGUACAGUGUGACAGGAGGCGUUGGCCUCCCACACUCCCACCCUCCCUGGCUGUGGGAGAACAGGAUAGGAACUCGAGACUGUCGCGUACCUUGCUGAAAACCACAGGAAAAGCACGGGAAGGGUGAGAGCGACACUCGGGGACAGGAGUGUUAAAUGCUUCGUUGGAAGGUUCGCUUACAUACUUACCUGACGUUAGUUAGCUAGGAGAUAAAAGUAAGUUAAGUCAUAGCUCGUGGCUGUCUUCCUUCUGGUGGUGGCAGGCGGUGAACCUGCUCUGUCUUGAGGCACUGAAAGCAUAUGGAUGCAGUGAGAGAGGAAAAUGGGACUUUCAGGGAGACUUGCACAGGGUGGUACCCAGUUAGUCUUCUGGUGGCAAACGCUAGCCUCUAGAGACACAGGCACUCAGGAACUGUCCUUUCCCUUAAACUCACAGCGGAGAGUGGAUUGCGGUGCUCUCCCCAGGUUCCGUGCAGUGGUCCUUGUGAGGUAAAGAAGGGAUACAGGGUGUGGAUGAACAGAAUUACAGGAUAAUGCCGAGCUUCACAGUGUGGAAACGGGCGAGAACCUCUGUAGGAAGACCCAGCAGGCCCCCCAGGGCUGCCAUCUCCCCACCAGACUUGCAGGCAGGUAGGCUAUGAUUCGAAGAGCUGUCAGCCCUCCUAUCUCUCACCCACGGCUCACAGUUCUACCCCAUGGUGAGGAUCCUGGGGGCCUGUGGGCUUUACCUCAGCAGACCUAGUCUCAUCCCUUCUCAUCUCAUGAAAAUCCUUUCUGAUUCAGGUAAGGGAAGGGGAGAGGCUGGGGGCUCCUUAUACCCAGCGCGUGGGUUUUGACUCUUCCACUUAAUUGCUAGCAUACCUCUGCUCCCAGAAGCGACUGGAGUACUGAGUGUUGUAGGAAAAAGACUGUGAAUUAAGGUAAUGUUUUCCCUAUGAGAAACACAAGUUUAUUUUUAUAUCAGUGUUACUGAGUACUAAAGUGUUGCAAUGGAAAGGAAUUGCAAAGUCAUAAUCUAAGAAGGAAUAGGCAGCUUUGUAAUUGGACCGCUGCCGAGGCCCUUAGUGUCAUUGUCCAUGACAGUGUACUGAAGCUGAGCACAGACUGUGAGAACUUCUUCAGUGGCACUAGUUGGCCUGGGAAGGAUGAGAUGGCCACCACCUUUGGCUGAAGCUCCAGGACAGAAGGGAUAAAUGCAGUCCUUCGGUGACUGCUUCCUCCUGGUCAAGGGAGACGGUGGGAAUGGGGGUGGUUUCUAGCUGGCACUUUAAUUCACUGAAGCGACUGCAAGUUGGGUGAUGAUGCUGUAAAUUUAGAAAAGGAAUAGGAAGUUUCUAGUGCUAUAUAGAGAAAUGAAGAUGGGAUAAAGAAAGCUCUGCUUUCAUCUUGUUAGAACUUAUUCUAGAACCAUGUUGACUUAAAAGUCUUUACAGCAGAGGAUUUAUUUACUUUUGCAGCAGGUUCCUGCUCAGUCUCACAGUGAGUUUAUUUUGGUUCCGAUGAUACUGGGGCUUAUGGGGGCAGAAUAGGGUUUUAUAAAUUGUGUAUAGAUGGAACUUCAAAGUGAAAUACCCAGCAAAUAUAUUUAAUUGAAAUUGUAUCUGGGUAAAUUAAAUAAAGAUAUAUAAAAGUUAGGAAAACUAACAUCAGCCAUCAGCAAUGGGGCAUUCUGGCUGGGCUCCUGAACUGCCAGCAUGGGUGGCUUCUAGGAUUUGGGGUGGAGGUAAACAAAACAAGUUCUUUAUUUGUCCAGAACUUGCUGGCUAAAUUUUUAUAUAAGUCUGGAAUAUAAUCCUUUCCUGAAGAAAUAGUUGUCACCAAGGAAAUCUGUUUUCCAAUUUUUUUUCUUUUUAAAACAUUAACUGUCCCUGUUGCCUUAAAUGUAAAAGCCUACUUUGAGUAAUAACCCCAGCCUAAGAGUUAUAGCAAUAAGAGAAUCCAAAUCUAUUUUUGUUUCAAGUCUUUACCUCUAUGACAAAGUCAGAAAGAUAAUUGGUAAGUUUUGCUCUGGGUAUUACUGCAGACCAAUGUAUCCUUUCUCUGUGUCUUCAAUUGUGUGUUAUUUACAGACCUGGAGAGAGCUGGGCUUAACCCUGAGGCUAAGUGCAAAUGUUUCUUGAAUUGAUUCUUUCUGUGGUACAAGUAACACCUGUGUAUAUCUGUAUAUAUCUGAAGCAAGUUAUGUGCAGAGGUUGAUAAUAACUAUAUUUACAAAAACCCCCAAAUUUUUACAAUUAAAGUCCACAUUUUA
Molecule: messenger RNA, 6678 nt
Organism: Microtus oregoni (creeping vole)
Lineage: Eukaryota; Metazoa; Chordata; Mammalia; Rodentia; Cricetidae
Product: DENN domain-containing protein 11
Exons: 9
Coding region: 55-1422 (455 amino acids)
Cellular component (GO): cytoplasm
Source: RefSeq, a predicted model, not a curated record